CGUGAAAGUGUUGAUUAUGUAUAAAAAGUCAUGAAACUGCAACGAACUGUUUACGCAAUUUUAAAAUAAAAAACUACAAAAAUAAAAUUGAAAAUAUUUAUUUAUUCCGACUGAAAGCAACAAAACAGAAGCAUUUAGUCAAAUGUACGGAAAUGUUUGGUAUAAAUAAGCGAAAACCGAAGCAACGUCCAAGGUAGUUCCCAAUAAACUGACUCCACAGCAAACAUCAACAAAAAUAAUCCCAACGAACCACAGACGCUAAAGAACUUAGUCACAAAAAAUAAAAUAGACCGAGUAAAAAGUAAAAAAAAAAAAAACAGAAAAAAAUACUAAGCAGCUCUCUCGCGUGGUCUAAACAAUUCGUGCCACAAACCUAGCGGCAUACGGCCCAACACACCAACGGCAAAUAUACAAAGCAAAAAAUAUUUCCAUUCAUUGCAUGCUUCCCUGGCUUUUUGCUUUUUAUACCAUCAUUUUUUCCCGUAAUUUGUUCUCUACAAUAACAACACCAACAACAACAACAACGACUACAGCCAUACUAACAAAUAAAAAAAAUUUUAGUUCUGCUGUGCGCUCAUAUAUUUCAACUAUGUUAGCCGAUAAUGAAUUACGUUUGCGAGAUUUUGAAGAAGAGACCGAUGAUACCGACUCUGAGACUGAAUUACUCAUACGCCAUAGUAGUUAUUUACCUCGUCAGCAAGCAGCUCACGCAACAAGAGCACCAUCGUCAAAUCGUCGUUACAGUCGUCUCACGAGCGAACACCAUAACAGCAACAGCAACAGCAACAGCAAUAAUCAUAAUCGGCGCACAACAGCCGCACAAGCAGCUACAACCGCAACAAGCUUUUUCAGUAAUCUUUUUAGCGGCAAAGCGAAUAGACUUGACCGGUCUGUAACCGGACAAGUACGUCUCAGAAAUGAACGUAGUCGUGAGCGUGCAAGAUACAAUAGUAAUACGUCGACGGAAAAAAAGAACGCUAACAUUAAACUGGCGCAAACAGCAAACACGUAUCGGAGUACCGUGGGAUCGGGUGACUAUAUCGGUUCAAUGGAUGGUGAUGUAAUAAGUGCAACGAGCAGUGCUGUUGCCUCCGCGAACAGUGAAAACAGUAAUGUCGGGUUACAAACAAUAAGCGAUCCUGAAAAUGGUGCAACAACAGUGUUCUAUCAAAAAAAUCGACGUCGCAGCAAACAGAGAUCGCUGGGAAAUAUAUGCAAAUUCUGCCUAUGCAGCUGCUGGCGAAAAUGGUUUGCACCACGAGAAUUACGAGCUCGCACUGUUAAUCUGGGACGUGGAUCACCAGAGAAAUUUCCACCGAAUGAAAUACGAAAUCAGAAAUAUAAUUUUUUAACGUUCCUGCCGCUCGUACUAUUCGAGCAGUUUCGUUUUUUUUUAAAUUUAUACUUUUUGCUUAUGGCAUUAUCACAGUUUAUACCGGACAUACGUAUAGGUUAUCCAUAUACGUAUUGGGGACCAUUGAGUUUUGUAUUAAUGGUUACCAUUUGUCGUGAAGCUGUCGAUGAUUUGCGAAGACAUCAACGUGAUCGUGAAGUGAAUUCACAAAAGUACAAGAGGCUAACGUCAUCAGAGUCGCAAAGUUUUGAAUUGGUACCCUCGUCAAAACUAAAAGUAGGUGAUGUUAUUAUUGUAGAGAAGAAUGAACGUGUACCGGCUGAUUUAAUCUUGUUGCGGACUAGUGAUAAAAGUGGUUCAGUAUUUGUACGCACAGAUCAAUUGGAUGGUGAAACUGAUUGGAAACUACGUUUGGCUGUGCCACUUACACAGAAGCUUAAUCGGGACUCAGAUCUAUUUCAUAUUAGUGCUAGUGUUUACAUUGAGAAACCACAAAACGAUAUACACUCCUUCAUCGGAACAUUUUCUAUGCGAAAUGGAAGUGAAGAAACUGGUCUCAACGUCGAGAACACACUUUGGGCUAAUACAGUUGUGGCUGCAGGAACAGCUACUGGCAUUGUUAUAUACACAGGUUGUGAGACUCGUAGUGUUAUGAAUAAUUCCCAACCUAGAUCCAAAGUUGGCCUCCUCGACAUGGAAAUAAAUGGCUUGACUAAGGUACUAUUUUGCGCUGUACUUGGGUUGUCGCUAGUUAUGAUGAUGUUGAAAGGUUUUAAUGGGCCCUGGUAUCGUUAUAUGUUCCGUUUUGUUUUACUCUUCUCCUACAUUAUUCCAAUCAGUUUACGUGUAAAUUUGGAUAUGGGUAAAGCAUUUUAUUCAUGGCAAAUGCAAAAUGACCCGGAAAUACAGGGAACUGUUGUCCGCUCAACAACAAUACCAGAAGAAUUGGGACGCAUUUCAUAUGUGCUUACAGAUAAAACAGGAACGUUAACACAAAAUGAAAUGGUUUUUAAAAAAAUACAUUUGGGCAUUGUUUCUCAUGAUAAUGAUACAUUUCAUGACGUUGGUAAAUUAAUACAAUCCAUCGCACCCACAAUAUUGAAUACAAAUGCCAACAGCGCGUUAACUGAUCAACAAUUGCAAAAUUCAUCAAAGCAGGGCUUUUAUUCGGGAAAUCGCAUGCGAAGGCCGGAAGGAUGGCGUGAAUGGGAAGCAGUUAAAGCACUGGCACUCUGUCAUAAUGUCACACCAAUUACUGAUGAAGAUGAUAACAAAUCCGUGUCGACUGCAUCUACAUUUGCUUCCUCAGCCGGAAGCGUUUCACCAACGAAAUCUGUGAUAACUAUUGAAUCAAAUUCAGCAGAACACCAGUACCAAGCAUCUUCUCCUGAUGAAAUUGCUUUAGUGAAAUGGACUGAGCAAGUUGGUUUAACACUUAUUGCUCGCGACAUUAAUUCGAUGACCCUGCAAUUAAAAUUGAAUAAAAAUAAUGGUUCGGGACAAAAUUUACAGGAUGGUGUCAUUCAGUUCCAAAUCUUGCAAUUAUUUCCCUUUACCAGCGAAAGUAAACGUAUGGGCAUUAUUGUGAGAGAUGUCCAGUCAGGCGAAAUUACUUUUUAUUUAAAAGGCGCUGAUGUAGUCAUGACGUCAAUUGUGCAAUAUAAUGAUUGGCUUAGUGAAGAAUCGGGGAAUAUGGCACGUGAAGGCUUACGUACUUUAGUUGUAGCGAAAAAAAUAUUAACUAACGACCAAUAUAAUGAUUUUGAAACUCGAUACAAUGCAGCAAGACUAAGUGUUACAGAUCGUGUUGCCAAAGUAGCGUCUGUUAUUGAAUCUUUGGAAAGAGAAAUGGAACUGCUGUGUUUGACUGGUGUUGAGGAUCGCUUACAAGAUGGUGUGCGACCGACCUUGGAAUUACUUCGAAAUGCAGGUGUAAGAGUUUGGAUGUUAACUGGAGAUAAAUUAGAGACAGCAUGUUGCAUUGCAAAAUCUUCGCAACUAAUUGGACGUAAUCAAGGUUUACAUGUACUUCGUUCUGUUAAAACACGCACUGAUGCUCAUUUGGAACUCAAUCAAUUUCGCCGUAAACAAGGACAUGCACUUGUAGUUUCUGGUGAAUCUUUGGAAGUUUGUUUACAAUAUUAUCGACCAGAAUUUCUCGAAUUAGCCACAGCUUGCCCUGCAGUUGUGUGCUGUCGUUGUAGUCCCACUCAAAAGGCUCAAGUAGUACAACUCAUACAAAAACAUACCGGCAAGCGUACUUGCGCAGUUGGUGAUGGCGGCAAUGAUGUUAGUAUGAUACAACAAGCUGAUGCUGGUGUUGGUAUUGAAGGACGCGAAGGUCGACAAGCUUCACUGGCUGGUGAUUUCAGUAUACCACAAUUUUCACAUAUUGCCAAACUACUAUUAGUACACGGACGUCGUUCGUAUAAACGUUCAGCAGCAUUGUCACAAUUCGUUAUACAUCGUGGUUUAAUUAUUACUACAUUACAGGCAGUAUUCUCUGCUGUUUUCUAUCUUAGUUCAGUUGCAUUGUAUCAAGGCUUUCUGAUGGUUGGUUACUCUACUUUAUAUACUAUGUUCCCAGUAUUUUCGUUGGUGCUAGAUCAAGAUAUAACAUCAAGUACAGCUGUCACUUAUCCGGAGUUAUACAAAGAUUUGGCCAAAGGACGUAGUUUAAGUUAUAAGACCUUCUUUAUAUGGGUAUUAAUAAGUAUAUAUCAAGGCGGUGUGAUUAUGUAUGGCGCGUUAAUAUUAUUUGAGGAUGAAUUUAUACACAUUGUAGCCAUCAGUUUUUCAGCGUUAAUAUUAACAGAAUUGAUUAUGGUGGCUUUAACAGUGCGUACAUGGCACAGGUUAAUGGUACUGGCAGAAUUAUUCAGUUUAGCGCUGUAUUUAAUAUCGCUGGCGGUUUUACAUGAGUAUUUUGAUUGGGAAUUCAUAUGGUCAGAGGAUUUUCUUUGGAAAGUAUCAAUUAUCACCCUGGUAUCCUGCUUACCAUUAUACAUAAUCAAGUUCUUACGAAAGAAAUGUUCGCCACCUUCUUAUCUGAAACUUUCAUAAAGCAGUUAUAUACAUCAUUUUUUUUUUCACAUUGGUAGUUUAAAUUUAAUUUUUAAA
Molecule: messenger RNA, 4474 nt
Organism: Teleopsis dalmanni
Lineage: Eukaryota; Metazoa; Arthropoda; Insecta; Diptera; Diopsidae
Product: probable phospholipid-transporting ATPase IIB
Exons: 10
Coding region: 440-4417 (1325 amino acids)
Biological process (GO): endocytosis; phospholipid translocation; retrograde vesicle-mediated transport, Golgi to endoplasmic reticulum
Cellular component (GO): trans-Golgi network; plasma membrane; endosome
Molecular function (GO): ATPase-coupled intramembrane lipid carrier activity; ATP binding; magnesium ion binding
Source: RefSeq, a predicted model, not a curated record